Molecule: messenger RNA, 2040 nt
Organism: Balaenoptera acutorostrata (minke whale)
Lineage: Eukaryota; Metazoa; Chordata; Mammalia; Artiodactyla; Balaenopteridae
Gene: DSG4
Product: desmoglein 4
Exons: 14
Biological process (GO): homophilic cell-cell adhesion
Cellular component (GO): desmosome; plasma membrane
Molecular function (GO): calcium ion binding
Source: RefSeq, a predicted model, not a curated record
UUCCAUUCAGUAUGUUGUCUUUUCAUUUUGUUGAUGGUGGUCCUGGAAGUAAAUAGUGAAUUCAUUGUUGAGGUGAAAGAAGUAGACAUGGAAAAUGGCACUGCAAAAUGGCAAGUGGUCAGAAGACAAAAGCAGGAGUGGAUUGCUGCAGCCUGUCGAGAAGGAGAAGAUAACUCCAAGAGGAAUCCGAUUGCCAGAAUUCGAUCAGACUGUGAAGUGAAUCAGAAGAUUACAUACCGCAUCUCUGGGGCAGGAAUUGAUCGACCACCCUAUGGAGUAUUCACCAUUAACCCUCGGACUGGGGAAAUUAACAUCACCUCAGUGGUGGACAGAGAGAUAACACCACUUUUCUUGAUCUAUUGCCGAGCUCUGAAUUCAUGGGGUGAAGAUUUAGAAAGGCCUCUUGAGCUUAGAGUCAAAGUUAUGGACAUAAAUGAUAAACCCCCAGUCUUUACACAAAAUGUGCACACAGCCAGCAUCGAAGAAAACAGCGAUGCAAACACUCUGGUAGUAAAGUUAAGCACCACAGAUGCAGACGAAGGCAAUCAUCUGAAUUCUAAAAUUGCCUAUAAUAUCCUCUCUCAGGAGCUGGCAGGUGCACCGAUGUUCAUCCUGAACAGGUACACUGGAGAAGUCUGUACUAUGUCCAAUUUCCUCGACAGAGAGCAACACAGUAUGUAUAACCUCCUUGUGAGGGGCUCAGAUCGUGAUGGAGCUACCGAUGGACUCUCUUCGGAGUAUGACUGUAGAAUCAAGAUUUUAGACAUCAAUGAUAAUUUCCCCACUUUGGAGAAAACUUCUUACUCAGCAAGUACUGAAGAGGAUUGUUUAAGUUCAGAACUGAUACGAUUUCAAGCAAUUGAUCUUAACGAAGAAGGAACUGACAACUGGUUGACAAAAUAUUUAAUUCUCUCUGGAAAUGAUGGGAAUUGGUUUGAUAUUCAAACAGACCCACAAACCAAUGAAGGCAUUUUGAAGGUCGUCAAGAGGCUGGAUUAUGAACAAGUGCCUAAUAUUCAUCUUAGUAUCAGAGUUAAAAACCAAGCUGAGUUUCACCACUCAGUUGCCUCUCAAUUCCGAAUGCACUCAACCCCUGUGAGAAUUCAGGUUGUUAAUGUGAGAGAAGGACCCGCAUUUCAUCCAAAUUCUAUGACUUUCAGUGUGCGAGAAGGAAUAAAAGGAAAUUCCUUAUUGAAUUAUGUGCUUGGCACAUAUACAGCUAUAGAUUUGGAUACAGGAAAUCCUGCAAAAAAUUUAUUUAAAAACAGGUGUAUCAUGGGACAUGAUGCAGGCAACUGGUUAAAAGUAGAUUCAAGGACUGGUGAGAUACAAUUUUCUAGGGAAUUUGAUAAGAAGUAAAAAUAUAUUACCAAUGGGAUAUACACAGCAGAGAUCCUGGCUAUAGAUGAUAAGAAAAUAAAAACAAAUACCGGAACCAUAUGUAUCGAAGUUCCUGAUAUCAAUGAUUACUGCCCAGUCAUCGUUGCUGAGAGGGAAACCAUCUGCCUUGCCUCUUCCUCUAUCCUUAUCUCUGCAACAGUCAUUAACGAUCACUCUUAUGGGUCUCCCUUUACCUUCUGUGUUGUUGAUGAACCCCCAGGGACAGCGGACAGUUGGGAUCUCAGAUCAAUAAGUGCUACCUCUGCAAUCCUGACAGCUGAGCAGCCUUUAUAUCCCUUAUAUUACGAGAUCCCAAUCCUACUAAAGGACAGUUUUAACAGAGCAUGCGAAUUGCCGCAGAUCGUGGAGUUAAUGGCUUGCGACUGUGACAUCGACAACAUGUGCUUGUACCCGAGUACCACCGGCAUCAGCACUGGGGACGGCAGCUCCGUUACCAGUGUGUCUGUCACUGAUGACCAAACUGGGGGUUCAAAUGUUGGUCUCGGACCAACAGGGAUUGGCAUGAUUGCACUGGGCCUCUUACUACUGCUUCAUAACCGUGCCAGCCGCCAAGCCUCGGUUGAGCCCUUGUCUUUGCCUAGGGCCGUGGGCUCAGCGGUCGGGACCCGGAGGCCGCCUGUGGAGCUGGGAGCUACCUAG